Molecule: messenger RNA, 10421 nt
Organism: Paramecium sonneborni
Lineage: Eukaryota; Ciliophora; Oligohymenophorea; Peniculida; Parameciidae
Source: the annotation of a GenBank genome assembly
AUGGCUGAUAAAAAGCAAUAAGUAUAAACAAAACCAGGUGUAAAAUUCUAGGAUCAACCUUCUAAUGUCUUAUAAGUAGAAAGCAAACCGUAAGUAAUUUACAAGAAUGCAACUGAAUAAAAGGAUCAAGCACUUAAGUAAUUUAAUAAAGUAACAGUUUUGAAUAAAAUUAGGUGUAAACAUUAUUUAAAACAUAUACGGCAUCAGAUCCAUAAUGUAUAAGAAAAGAUACAGCCUAAUCUUUGAAAUCUCUACUAGCAUCAUUAAGAGAUUGUAUGUAAGUUUUGAAUAUUGGGACAUUCGAAGAUAAGAAUUCAAAUUACUACCUGAUAUAUAAUGGAACAGUAUAUAUAUUUGAUAUAUGUCGAGUGUUAAGAAAAGUAAUAUAUACAUAAAUAAUUUAAUAGUCGAUAUACUAAUAUAUUGCAAUUGAAUUUCUUGCAUUUUGUAUAACAUCAAUGGAAGGAUGUUUGGUAUUAACAUCCAUAAAAUAUUUGGAUUGGAGAAUCAAGCUCUAUAUUGAAUUAGCGCACAUCUAUCAUUCACUUUAGUCAAAGGCAUGUGCAUAUAGAACAAUAGAUUUAGGAUUACAAAAAGUAUAGGAAUUAAGAGAGUUGGAAGAAAUGGAUCCUCCAUUGAUGGAUUAUAUGGAUAAGAUACUUAAAUAAAAUACAAGAUUAUUGAAGAUUUUAGAAUUGAAAUUUAAAGUAUAAGCAGGAGUAUUUACAAUUGAUUAAUGGAAAAAGAAGAUUGAAGAAUUUGGAUAAGAUAAAGAAGCAAGAUGUUUAGUAAUCAUUGAAUCUUUACGAUUCUCGCCUCCAAAUUUAUCUAAUACUGUCAAAUAAACACAUGUUGGAAAUUAAUUAAAAGAGUAAUUAGUUUAAGUUAGUUAUGAUAUUUUAAAAAAUGAUAUGGAAAAAAUUGCUAUUGCAUUAGAAUAAUAGAUGGAUAAAAUUACUAAGACUGUUGAAUUUAAAUCAAAAAAUAUUUUAGAUGAAUUAGAGAGAAAUGAUAUGACUAAAAAAAGAAGAGAAUUUGAAGCAUCAUUAAUUAAAGAAAAAGAAUGGAGAGCUUUAGCUGAAGGUUUACCAUUAGAAUAUUAAAUUGAAUUAGCACAUCAUGCUUAUGAUGUAGGAAAUAUCAAAGUCUUUGAAGAUAUAAGUAAUUCAGCUUUUGCUAGAUGUAAAUAUAGAAGAAUUGAAGUUCCUUAUAUUUAGGAUGUUAAUAUAUUGAUUAGUACUAAUCCUUAUCCAAAUAUUCCUAAUGGUUAUGAUAAAAUAUAAAUUGAUAUCAAUGAAGCUAAUCUUAGAACAGAAUUAAAAAGACUUAGAAAUAAAAAUAAAGGGGAUUAAUAAUAAUAAUAAUAGUAAACUUAAAAGAAAGAUGAAAAAAAAGAUAAUAAAAAAUAACCUUAAUAAUAAGAAUAAGAAAAAUAAUUAAUUGAUUAAGUUGGAUUAGGAGUUUAAGCUACAGAUUCAGAAUUGGCUUAGAUUAACCAUAAUUAUAUUUAUUUAGUUUAUAAAAAAUCAAUGACUCCUGAUAAUGCAAUUUAUGAAAUUGAUAUUGUUAUGGCUGAUGAAGAAUAAGGACCUCUUGAUAAAAUGAAUUAAGGAUAUAGAGCAAUUGCCAUUCCUAUAAAAUAAUAUACAGGAGUUAGAGAAAAAUAUAAAACAGUUCCUUAUUUAUUACUUAAACAUACAAUGAAUGAGUUAUCUGAUGAAAAUGAAAAAAUGUCUCUUUUGAUUGGAAUUAAACCAUUAUUUGGCAAGAAUCCUCUCAUUCGACCUGAUUUUGGAUAUUAAAAAAUCAAUUUAGAUCUCAGAUAAACUCCAAAAGAAUUUAUUAGAAGUCCAGGAAUGGAUUACAUUUACAUUACAUAUAAAACAGAUAAAUAUUAUUUUGUAAAAGAGCGAGAAUUAUAAAUAUUGAUUCAUUUUAUAAAAUUAGAAAAGUCAUAUCAAAAAGAAGUUUCUAUGAGUAUAGAAGAUGAUAGUAGAUUAGAAUUGGAAAUUUGUUAUGAUUUAUAAUCUUUGAAAGAAUUAAUGGAUAUGAUAAGUAGUUGUUUAGUGGGACCUUUAGGAAUUCAUUUCUUAAAAGAAAAAAGAGAUUUUUUAUCUUAAUUAGCAUUUUUGUUAUGGAGAAAAUAUUUCUUACCACCACUCUAUUAGAUGUAAUUUAUCUAAGAACUAUUGAUAACCUAAGAGAUGAGUAAAUAGGAUUAUAAUCGUUAUGAUAAAUUGAUAUAAUAAGCAAGAGAGAUUUUUAAGAAUGGAUUAUUGGUUUUGAAUGAAAUUUUAUUUAAAAUUCCUUAUGUUGAUAUCAUAUUGUUAUGUAAAGUAAAUUUAUCAUUGGCUAAAUUUUUGGAGGAGGAGAAGGAAGCAUAAAUAGCAGAAGAGAAUUUAAAAAUUUGUAUUGAUAGAAUAAUUCAGCAUAGAAAUUCACUUACUGUUAGAGGUGUUGAUUCUUAGAAAGAUUUAUUUUUACCAUUUGCAGUUACAUGUUCAAACUAUAAAAUAGAUGAAAUGAUGAAUAGAAUGAGAGAAGCUUGGAUAAAUUAAAAAAAUUAAAUAAAUAGAGAAAUUAGAAUAAAAAAUAGAUCAAAUAAUAAAAAAUAACAAUUAGAAGAUGAUGAAUUAAAUGAAGAAGAAUAUGAAUUACUGGAAGCAUAUCAAUCUUUAUUAGGUGAUGAUAACAAAGAUACAAGCACAUUAUAAAUUUAAUAGAAAAUCAAUGAAACUGAUUUGAUUAUAAAUGCUUUACAUGCUGAUCUAACUGUUGCAUUAUAUAGAUGUUAAUUAAAAGCUGGUUUAGAUAUUCAAAAGAAUUCAAUAAAAAAAAGCUCUUUAGAAGAAGAAGUUGAAGGAGUAUCUCAAGCUAUUCAAAAAAAGAUGUCUAUAAUGCAAGGAGAAACUGCAUAAACUAUAAAAAAAAACGUAAAUCAAUUAUAGAGUACACUUUAAAAGGAAGGAAAACUAAAACCUCCAAAACCAGUGAUUCAUUAAUUUGAAACUGAAAUUAUGAAUCUAGCUAAUAAAAAUCCAUAUGCGAAUUGUUUAUUGUAUAUGCUUUUGGCUAGUAUUAAAUAAAAACAAACAGAAUAGAGAUCUUUUUUAGUUGAUUCUUUGAAAUUCUUGUAAUAAGCAGAGAAAGAUGAAUAAUUACAUAUUGAAAAUGGAAUUAAUGAUGCUAUUUUUGUAAUGUCUACAUUAUGUGAUAAUAUUGAUACUUAAAGCACAUCUAAUAAUGUAUUUCCAUAUAGUAUGUUAUAUAAUCCAUAAUACAUUAAAUCAACCUAAGUACCACGUAAACCAAUUUUAAUUAGCAGAAAUUCAGAAUCUGUUACUUUCAAAUUACCACCUUUUAAACCUAAAUUAUUGGAUAUGAUAGCAAUUGAUUAAGCAAAAAAAACAAUAACAAGUAUGGCUAUUUUUGGAAAAAUAAGUGCAAAUGGUGUUAAUGUAUCAUUGACUUGUAAUGAUUUAAAUAACACAGGAAUAAGAUAAAAAAUAGGUGCAAUAGUUACAAUGAAUGGAUUAUAAAGGAAUGAGAAAUAUUGUUUUGCUGUUGCUGCUUAUGAUGGAACUGAAGGAGUAUCAAAUGGAAUAGGUGAAACAGGAGAUGAUAUAACUACAUUACAUCCAUUACCAUUACCUUUAUUAGCAUCUUACUUAUGUAAAGUUGCUUAUUAAUUAUCAAAUUUUGACAUUUGUGAGGAAGCAGCUGAUUUUUGUAUAAUGUAAUUUACAGAAGAUAGUGAAUUCAUAGAUCGUUAAUUACAUAAUUAACUUAAUCCAAUUCAUAUAAAAAGAUUACUCUAAUAGAGAAUUAAAUCUGUAAGUUUAAUGGAAAUUUAGAAUUUGACAGAAACCUUAUUAAUAAAAGCAAAAUGUUUAUAAAAGAAAAUUACAAAUACUGGAACUUAGGCUUAGAAACAUAUUGUCUUAUUAAAAAUAUGCAAUUAUUUAUUGCUUUCAUUAGAGACUUCAUUAUGUUGCAGACAUUUCACUAUUGCAAAAAGAAUAGUAGCUGAAUUAUAUAAUAUGUUAGAAUCCUUUUAAUAAGAAAAACCUUUAUAGGUAUUCCACUUAUUAUUAAAAGCAUAAAUAAUAAUUGUUGAAAUUCCUAAAUAAUAUUGGGAUGCAAAUUUACGUAUAUUAUCAGCUAAAUUUACAUAUGAAAUUUUAAAAGUUUGUAUGAAGCUAAAUGAAAUAACAUUAGGAAGAAGAGUAUUAACUGCAGAAUUGUAAUCAUUUAAUAGAAAGUGGUAUUAAGUACCUAAGAUAAUUAUGAUUGAAUAAGUAGAAGACACUAAGAAAGAUACGAAAAAAGAUGUAAAAAAAGGAGGUAAACCAUAAUAAGUAGAUGAACCUGCUUAGCCACCUAAAUAAGUACCGAAAUUAAUUCGAGAAUUAUAUGAAGUUAAUUCAACUGUUUAAGAUUACUUAGAAGAAACUCUAUUAGCUAUGAAUGAUGAAUUUGGAGAUUACGUACCUUCAUUUGUUGAAAAAUGGAAAGAAUAAAUUGAUUAAUUAAUACCUUAUAUGGAAAAUCCAUCAGAUCAAAUUGAUAAAAUAUUUAGUGAAUUAUCAAUUAGAUUAGAAUAUUGGGAUUGCAUUAAGGAUUUAUCAACAGCCACUUAAAAAUUACCAAAAUAACAUCCAAUUUAUAUAGAAAUGUUAUGUAAAUUAAUAAGGAGAAUGAUUUAAAGUAAUAUAGAUUAUAAAAUUAUUUUGCCAUUGGCUGUUUUUAAUGAACAAUUUUAACCUAGUGUUGCCAUCUCUAAUGAUAUUACUUCGAUUUAAUAAAAAUGUAUCCAAUUAGAUAUUGAAUUUUAUCCAGCAUUAUUGCCAGAAUUGAUAGAAGAUAAGAAGACAAAUAAGGUAGGGAAUGAUGAUGCUAUUCAAUUAUUUGAAGAAUAUAAUUUAAAAAAGACUUAAUUAUUAGAACAAUUAAAGGUUGAAGGAUAAACUAUAACUAGAUUUGGAAUAAUGUCAAAGGCAAAACGAUUUGAAUAUAUAUAAUUAUGGAGAAGUGAGUUAAGUUUUUUGAAAGCUAUAUUAUCUUAUAAAAGUAAUAGAAUUAGAUUAGUUGAUGUGGAUUGUUUUGUUUCUGUCUUUAAUUUAGAUAUUGAUCAUUUGAAAGAAUAAAUCAAUGAAAAUGAAUCUUAAAAAUAGACUAAAUAAUAACAAUAGGCACUUUAAUAAUAAAAAGAAUAACAAUUAUAAUAGCUUUAACAAUAAACUUAGUAAAAGUAACCUCCUGCAAAAUAGCCUCCAGGGAAAUAAUAAGUUUAAUAACCUGUAGUAGAAUUGAGUGAGGAGGAAGAAUUAAUAUAAUUAUCUACUUAAAUAAUUAAGAAUGUGGCAGAUGCUUGUGGAUUUGCAAUUUGGAGUAAAUAAUAUAUUGUAAUGUUAAACCAUGUGAAAUUUUUGUAUAAUUUUUUAUUAAGAGAAUAAAUUAGUCCAUUCAUUCAUUAAGGAUAAUGUUGGUAAGAUUUAUGUUUUAUUGGGAAUUGUAUAAAUAUGUUAAUAAGAGAAGUGAAGGAUCAUGGUUGGUUUUAAGUAAAAGAAUAGGCAGAGAAUGAAUUAGCAUUAUAACCUCAUUUAACAUAAUAGGACUAUGUAUUUGAACCACCUUUACCUAAUAUUGAACCAAUUCGACCAUCUUUACUUACAUAAUUAUCAAAAGAUUGUUGGUUUAGUAAAUAUAAAGAUAUGGAUUUAUUGGCUAAUGUUAUGGCAUAUAUAGUUUAAUCUUUGAUGGUAGAAUAGAAAUGGAAUAGCUUAAUUGGUAUAUCUAGAUAAUUUUGUAAUUUAACGACUCAUUAUUAUUCAUAAUAUAUUUUACCAUUUACUAUUCAUGCAUAGACUAUCUUAUUUAAAGAAGCUUAGAAUAAAACAUAAUUAAAGUAAGAAGAAUUGAAUGCAAGAACUCAAGCAUUUUAGGUUUGGGAAUAAACAAAGAAAAAGAAGACAAGAUCUUCAUUAUUGACUCAAGAAAUACCAUAAGAAGAAUAAGAUUAUCGUGCAGAUAGAGAAAUGUUAUUAUAGUAAAUUCAUUUGUUAUAGUAAAAACAAGAUUUUAUUGAGAAUUAACUAAAAAUUAGUGAAAAACUUAUUUAAGAAAUAAAUAGAGAUGCUAAUUAAGCAUUAGAGAACUUAAAAUAAGCGAGAAAAUUGUAUGAAAAAUUUGCAAUAGAUGAUGAAUUGUUAAGCAAGGAAAGUAUACAAUUAGAAUUUAAUUCUGAAUAGUAUCUAUUGAAAUAGACUACAAUAGAUAAAAAGUAAUUAUAAUUGAUGGAUUAGACAUUAAAAUAAAAAAAGAAGAAUCAUAAAUAGUUUGGAAUGUAAGUUAUAUCUAAAUAUAAAUUAACAUGUGAAUUAUUACAUAAACGAUAAGAGAAAUUUGCAUAGGCAUUGGCUCUAAAAGAAUUGGGUUCAUUGAAUUUUGCAAUGUAAAAUUAUGCGUAAGCUGAGGAAUCAUGGAGUGAGAGUUUAGAUACAAUAUUUCAAAGAAUAUUUGUUUUAAAGAGUAGUGCUUUUAGAUAAAUAAUUCAGGAGUGUAAUAAGAAUAAUUAAUUGCUUGCAUAAACUUAUGGAAUUUAAUAAUGUUUAAUUGGAGUUACUCUAUGUUCAAUAUUAGCCUAUAAUUGUUAUUAUUCAAAUUGUCAUUAAUAAAGAGAGAGUGCUAUAUUGGCAUCUGAAUUAGUUUCAUCAGUAUUAAAAUUGUAAAUGAUAAAUGGAUUAGAUUGGUAAGCCUUUAUUCAUUCAAAAGAAGUUGCUAUAGGAAAUAUUUUUAAUGAUAGAUAUGUUUUAGAUCCUGCUGAAUUAGCAUUAGCAUGUGAGAGAUGUGCAUGGUUAUUAUUAGAUAGAGAUGAAGCUUUAAGAGCUAUUCCAUUGAUUAAUUUACUUGGUGAAUUAAGUAAUAGAUUAUAAAGUAAUUUCUAUUCAGUCCGUGCUAAAUUAUUACGAUCAAUAGCAUUAUCAUCUAUUGGUUAUAUUAAUUAAGCCUAUUAAGCAUUAUUAUAAAUAGCAAAUGAAAAAGAUUUACCUGAUUAAUCUAAUUCACUAUGGCAAUCCAAAGUUUCUGGAAAAUGGUGGUAUUCUAAUUUAGAAUGGAACAAUUCAAUACCUCCUUAUGAUGAAAAACAUACAUAAUUGACUGAAAAAAUACUUAAAGAAUUAGAAUUAACUAGAGAAUUUGGUUUGAAAUAUGGUUUAUAAAAUGAAAAUGUUUUUAAUUAUGCUGUUGCUCUUUUAGUUUACAAUAUACAUUCUGGAGAUAUUAUUGAAAAAUGGGAAAUAAAUGAUCUAAGAUGUAAGUUUUUAAUAAAAGUUGAAUCAAUAUUAAGAAAUACUCUUAAUAAAUUGAAUUAAGAAGAAUAAAUAGAAUAAAGAAUAUUAACUAAACCAAAAGAAGAAAUAUUAGCUGAUCCAAAAAUGGAAGAUUAUUAUCAUUUGUAAGGUACAUCAAAAUAAAUUGGAGUUACUAAUAAUUAAGAAGGAUUGACAUAUUUAUAAAAAAGAGAAGAGAGAAUUUAUAUGAUGGCAAGAUCUAGAAAUUUAAUGGCCAAACUGAAUAUUAGUAUGGGUUAAAUUACUAGAGCAUUAUAUAUAUUUAAGUAUGCAAUAGAAAAUUUAUAAUUAUACACACUUGAAUUGUAAGCUAAUGAAAAUGGUGAAGAAUAAGAGAAUUUACCAUGGGAUUAAUUAAAACCUUAAGGUGUAAUCGAAGAUAAAAAAGGAGCCAAAAAAGCACCUGAAAAGAAAGGAAAAGAAGGUAAAGAAUCUAAAGAUAAACCUAUUGCAGAUGAAGUACCUGUUGUAAAAAGUGAUGCAUAAAUUAAAUUAGAAGAAACUAUCUUAUCAAUUGUUGAAGCUAGAAAAACUAGGCAUUCAUUAAAUAUAUAUUAUUGGAUUAAAUUAAGAACUGAAUUAACUUUAUUAUUAUAUAGACAUAAUAGACAUGAUGAAGCUUUAGAAUAUAUGGAUACUUUAAUGAAUGAUUGUAAAUAAUUUAAUGAUAAUUAUCAUUAAAGAUUAAUCAUAGAAUAUUAAGCUAGAAUUCAAUUCAAAAAAGGAAAAUCUGUUGAAUCAAUUAAGAAAUUUAAAGAAGCUAUUGAAAUUGGCUAAAAGAAUUUUCAUCAAGAUCCUUAAAUGAUUGUACUCUAUGGAGAUCUUGGAGAAAUAUAUUAUGAAAAAAAUGAAUUAUAAGAAGCCAAAUAAUAAUUCUAUGAUGCCUAUUAAAUGGCUGAACAAUUAAUGUAAAUGAUUAAUUAUGGAUAUGGAGUUGUACCUAAUUGGAAUUAAAAAAGUGGAUAAGAAAAAAUAUAAAUCUGCUAAGAUUUAUGUGUACCUAUGGAAAUAGAAUAAGAAAUAUUAAAAAAGACUGAUAAAUAAAUUAAAACAACUAAAAAAGAUGAAAAGAAAAAAGAUGAUGGAAAAGUUGUCAGAAAAGGAGCAGACAAAUAAACAAAAAAAGAAAAUGUAGAUAAACCAUCAAUGCCUAUUAAAGGAUUAAAUUAAUUACCUAACUAUAAUUUCAUUUAACCAACUAAACUCACAUAUACUACUGUAGAUAUUGAUACUAUUAAUAAUACAUAAUAUUAAUAUAAUUGCUAUUUAAAGAACAUUGAAUUAUGGUAGAGAGCAGCAUUAAGAUAUGUUGAUAUUAUGAUUACUUUAAAUUAAGCAAAUGAAAAUUCUACUAUAUCUAUAGACUCAUAAGAAUCAUCUGUAGCUUCAGAUUCUGAAAGUGAUAAAUCAUCUGUUAAAGACAUUUUUGAUAUUAACAUAAUUAGUGACAUCAUUAAUAAAAUAGAUACUUCAAUUAGUAAAAGCAUUAAUGUUCCAAUUAGUUUCAGAUUAGAAUUAUAUUUCUUAUAAAGUAAGAUAUUUAAAAUGAAAUUUGUUUAAUUAUUGUUAAAUUUGCAAUAAAAAUACUUUAUGAAAUAUUUGUCAGGAAAAAAUAAAAAAUAUUCAGAUUUCUAUGAAAAAAGACCUCAUAGAGAUUUGGUUAGGAAUAAAUACUUUUUAUUAGUUCCUCCUUUCUGUUAAUUACUAAAAGAACAAGGAUUAUAAUAUCUAAUGCAAGCAAAAGAAAGUUUAUCUAAAGCUAUAAGUGUAAUAAGAGGAGAAGCUGUUUUAUUUGAAUUUAACAGAAAACCAGAAGAAAUAUUAGUUGCUAUGGCUGAAAUUUGCUUAUUUAUUAGAGAAUACAGAGUUAGACAAGGAUAUAGAUAUGUUAAGGUUGAUUACUUGUAAUCUUUAAUAAAUUCUAAAAGUAAUAGUUUUUAUUAAUUUAUUUUUAGAUACUGAAUAAAACAAAAUAGACUUAGAAUAAUAAUUAAUUAGUAUGGAAAGAUCAGAUAGAUUGGAAUAAUUAAACUUAGAAUUAGAAGCAUAAAGUUAUCUUAAAUAUGCUAUUGAAUUAGUUAAAGCAAGACAAGAAUUAUUAGAAAACUUUGCUGCAGUUGCAUUAACACCUUUGCCAGAUGUUAACAAAUUGGCUCUGGAAAUUUAUACUGAAAUUAUUGAAUAAGACUAUUAAUAUAAGAAAAAGUACAAUCCUAUGUUAUUUGAUGAAUCAAAAAAGAAAGUAGGUGUUUCAUCAAUGGACGUUUUAUAGUUCAUUUAAAAAGUAUGGAGAGAAGCUAAAGUAAUGACAUUUAGUGGAGCAUAUUUAUAAAGAAUGAUUUCAAAAACUCAUCGUUUCUUAAAAUUACAUAUGUAAUCAUAUCAAAAAUGCUUAAUAACUUCCUUAGAAGUAGCUCCUAAAAAUGAUGUUAAUGCUGUAUUUAUUGAUGAAGGCACAAUUGUUACUAAAUUAUUCUAUAAUCCAGUUGCUCAUGAAUUUAAAGUUCUUUAUGUUUUGGGAGGACUUAAUAAAGAAAAAAUUAUUACUUCAUUAUCAAAAGAAGAAAAAGAUAAACUUAUUAUUUCAGAUGAGAAAAACGUUUUAUAUGGAAGCAUAUAUAUUACUGAUGCUAAUAUUUCUAUGCUCUUAUAAGAUGCUCUCAAUUUGCAAUCUAAAAUGAAAGAAUCAGAUUAACAAUCAUAAAAAAUGAAAGAAAGAGAUUAUAAACAUCAUAAAAAAGCAUUUUAUAAAAUUAUUGAAUAACUUGGAUUCUAUUUCUUUUAAAAACCAAGUAAUUUAUUUUUUUCUAUUUAGGUACAAUCUAAAUGUAAAAUGGAUAACCUACUGAACCAGUUAAAAAGUCUGUCGCAUUCAAAAAAUCAGAAUCCUUUAUGUAAGAGUAAAAUGAACCUGAUAUUCUUGCCAAAUAUGAAGCUAUUGUCCCAGAAUUGACUCAUGAUAACAUUGCUGUUUUAAUCAACUUAUUCAAUGAUUUAGGAGUUUUGGCCAUUAAUCAUAACUAUUUAGCAAUUUUAAGAUAUUUCCAUCAUUAAAAAUACAAAUGA